ACGUGGCAUCGCUUUAUCCCGAUUUCACGUAAAUCCCAUACAGCUCGCCGCCACUUAUCUUCCCAUCGUCGCCCCUUCUCUUUCGAAGUUCCCUGCCAAACCUCCUGCAAAAUUAAACUUGGGGGGAAGAGAGAGAGAGAGAGAGAGAGAGAGAGAGCCUGAGGAGAUAUUGUGAGUCAGAGAGACGGAAGAAGGAAGGAGAGUUUUGUUUUUUAUUGGCCUUUAAUUUGGUUUAGCAGAUCAGAUUCGUUUGAAGAAUUAUCUUUCUGUCACUCUUGAUGGGUGCUCCAAAGCAGAGAUGGACACAAGGAGAAGAGGCAGCUCUUAAGGCUGGAGUUGUUAAGCAUGGGGCAGGCAAAUGGCGCACAAUCCUUAAAGACCCAGAGUUUAAUGGCGUCUUGCAUCAGCGUUCAAAUGUGGAUCUUAAGGACAAAUGGAGAAAUAUGAGUGUAAUGGCAAAUGGAUGGGGUUCCCGAGAAAAGGCCAGAUUGGCAAUCAAAAGGUUGCAACAGGCCCCUAAACUGGAGGAGAACACCAUGGCUGUCAGUGCAGUUGCUCAAAGCGAUGAAGAAAUAGUUGAUGCCAAGCCCCUUGCAAUUUCUAGUGGUGCAGUGCAGAUUGAUGGUUCAAAAAGAUCUAUUGUAAGGUUGGACAAUCUUAUAGUGGAGGCUAUAACCAGCUUGAAGGAGCCUGGUGGUUCUAAUAAAACCACUAUUGCUACAUACAUUGAGGAACAAUAUUGGGCACCACCAAACUUUAAAAGGCUACUGUCGGCGAAAUUAAAGUUUUUGACGGCAAGUGGGAAACUGAUUAAGGUUAAACGCAAGUACAGGAUUGCACCAGCUCCUGCAUUUUCUGACAGGAGAAGAAAUACAUCCAUGUUACUCUUGGAUGGGAAGCAAAGGGUUUCUCCCAAAGUUGAUAGGGAUGAUUUCAAUAUCCCUACAAAAUCUCAGAUUGAUUUAGAAUUAGCCAAGAUGAGGAGCAUGACUGCGCAAGAGGCUGCUGCAGCUGCUGCACGAGCAGUCGCUGAGGCAGAAGCUGCCAUAGCAGAAGCUGAAGAGGCAGCAAGAGAGGCAGAGGCAGCGGAAGCUGAUGCAGAGGCAGCACAGGCUUUCGCAGAAGCAGCAAUGAAGGCGCUGAAAGGAAUAAACACCCCCAAGAUGUUGAUCCGUGUUUGAUGGAAAUACAUAGAGGGGCCUUCAAGAUCAAUGGAUUUAGCAUUUUUUUGGUUCAACAACACUGAUGCGUUUGCUUCCCUCCAAUAUUGUCUGUACUUGUAAAUAUGUAAAGACUUGCAUGGAUAGUGAAAUGCAGGAUUCAACAUUGACACAGUGAAUCCCGCUGAUUUAACUCAGCAAAGGAACUGUACUUUAUGACAAUUUCAUCAUGUGAACAUUUGUUUCA
Molecule: messenger RNA, 1407 nt
Organism: Malania oleifera
Lineage: Eukaryota; Viridiplantae; Streptophyta; Magnoliopsida; Santalales; Ximeniaceae
Product: telomere repeat-binding factor 1
Exons: 7
Coding region: 279-1181 (300 amino acids)
Biological process (GO): nucleosome assembly
Cellular component (GO): nucleosome
Molecular function (GO): double-stranded telomeric DNA binding
Source: RefSeq, a predicted model, not a curated record